Molecule: messenger RNA, 1577 nt
Organism: Leptosomus discolor (cuckoo roller)
Lineage: Eukaryota; Metazoa; Chordata; Aves; Leptosomiformes; Leptosomidae
Source: RefSeq, a predicted model, not a curated record
CUGGAGAGCUUCACGGAGAGUCGCGAAGUCGGGGGCCUCAUCGGGGACCUGAGGGGAGUCUUUGCGGAUCAGGUGACUCGAGAAAUGAUCGUGGAAAAAUUCAUAGCUAUAAUGGACAAGUACCAGGAGCAACCUCAUUUGUUGGAUCGCCACUUAGAGUGGAUGAUGAAUUCAUUGUUGGAUAUAGUACGGGACAAUGGAUCUCCUCCCCCACUAGUUCACCUGGCUUUUAAAUUUCUGUACAUCAUUACAAAGGUGAGAGGGUACAAACUUUUCCUCCCACUGUUUCCCCAUGAAGUGGGUGAUCUAAAGCCUGUUUUGGAUAUGCUUGUGGACCAGAAUCCAAAAGACUCUGAGACUUGGGAAACUCGUUAUAUGCUUUUAUUAUGGCUCUCCAUGAUAUGCUUGAUUCCUUUCGAUCUGGCGCGUUUUGAUGGAAAUAUUGUUUCUGAGGAAGGACAUACUCGUAUGCCAACAAUGGAUCGCAUACUUGAAGUAGCAAAAUGUUACUUGGUUGUCAGUGAUAAGGCUCAAGAUGCAGCUGCUGUACUGGUUUCAAAAUUCAUUGUCCGCCCUGAUGUGAGGCAAAAAAGGAUGGCAGACUUCCUGGACUGGACACUUUCAAUGUUGUCUAAAUCCUCCUUCCGGAGCAUGGAGGGGACUGUUGUUAUGAACGGCAUGCUCCAGGCCCUGGCACAGUUAUUUAAACACGGCAAAAGAGAAGAUUGUUUACCAUAUGCUGCUACUGUACUUGAGUGUCUCGAUAACUGCAGGCUGUCAGAAAGUAAUGAUAUGGUUCUUCGCAAGCUAGGGAUGAAACUCGUUCAACGACUUGGACUGACAUUUGUGAAACCGAAGGUAGCAAAAUGGAGAUACCAGCGUGGCUGUCGAUCUCUGGCUGCCAAUCUGCAAGCUCAGGGUUCAGUUGUGCAGAAGCAGAUGAUAACCGUUGCUGCUAAUGAAGCUGAUGAUGAAGAGGAAUAUGACAUUCCAGGAGAGAUUGAAAAUGUUGUAGAGCAAUUGUUGGUUGGACUGAAAGACAAAGACACUAUUGUCAGGUGGUCUGCAGCAAAAGGAAUUGGUAGAAUAACUGGAAGACUUCCAAAAGAAUUAGCAGACGACGUGAUUGGGUCUCUGUUGGACUGUUUUAGUUUCCAGGAAACAGACAAUGCAUGGCAUGGUGGAUGCCUGGCUCUGGCUGAAUUGGGCAGAAGAGGACUGCUACUCCCUUCCCGAAUUUCAGAUGUUGUUCCUGUAAUUUUGAAAGCGCUGACAUACGAUGAGAAGAGGGGGGCAUGCAGUGUGGGUUCCAACGUCAGAGAUGCAGCGUGCUAUGUGUGCUGGGCCUUUGCUCGUGCUUACGACCCUGCAGAACUGAUACCAUUUAUUAAUCAGAUUUCAAGUGCAUUGGUUAUUGCUGCAGUAUUUGAUCGCGAUGUUAAUUGCAGAAGAGCUGCUUCUGCUGCCUUCCAGGAGAAUGUUGGGAGACAGGGCACUUUUCCACAUGGCAUAGACAUUCUAACUGCAGCUGAUUAUUUUGCUGUUGGUAACAGAGUUAACUGUUAUCUGACUAUAAG